This is a messenger RNA of Momordica charantia (bitter melon), 2366 nucleotides long. The record is from RefSeq and is a predicted model, not a curated record. NCBI's taxonomy places the organism in Eukaryota, Viridiplantae, Streptophyta, Magnoliopsida, Cucurbitales, Cucurbitaceae.
AUGCAAAGCAAUAGGUCAACAUUGAUUUUGAUAAUCUUGUACACUCAUGAUUCUAGUGCUUCAGGUGUUGACCAUCUUCCGUUGAAAACUUUAGCCAUCAUGCCUUCACUAGAACUUGCACUUUAUGCUUUAGUGAAGUACAGUUCUCAGUUGAAUGACCUACAGCUCCUGCAUGGUAAUCACAGUGAACAUGCAGUAGUACCACUUUGGAUAAGGAUAUUGGGAUCGAAUGAAAGCUCUCUCACUUUAGUUGUCUCCGACUACUAUGAUUGUCAGGAGCUUGUUGGCCUUUCUUGGAAAGCUGAGCUUCCUGUGAUGAAUUAUGCUGGGGGAAGCCCUCUAUUGACUGACAAAGAGGAAGGAGGUUACCAUGGUGCAGCGAACUUGGAAGAAGCUGUGGAGAAGGCUGUUACUACUGCGUGGUCGCCGGAGGUCGCUGGAGUUCGUGGUUGGAGGUCUUACCGUUCGCUUGCAUCGCCUGAGCUCUUCGGAGCUGUUUUGCAUGCCAACCAAAUUAAAGCUCAACAAAUCCAAAUCCCUUUUUCAUUUUUGAGCUCAAUGGCCUCACUACUCAUUCUCCCACAAAAUUUAUCAUCCAUCAAUGUUGAUACUCGUCCAUCCGCAAACUUUCCACCAACUACAUGGGGAGAUUAUUUUCUCUCCAACACCAUGGAGAUGGAAGAUAAUAAGGUUGAGAACAAAGUGGAAGAACUGAAGCGGGAAGUGAGAAAAUUGUUGAUUACUUGCGUUGAUGACAAGCCUUCCCAACAACUAAGCUUGAUUGAUUCAAUCCAACGGUUGGGAGUCGCUUAUCAUUUCGAAACUGAGAUUAAUGAAUUAUUGGAUCAUCUUUAUAAGAAAUACAAUGAGAUUGGUGAAAAAAGUGACAAAGAUCUUCAAGUUGUUGCUCUUUGGUUUCGCUUGGUUAGACAACGUGGAUUCUCUAUUUCAUGUGAUACGUUGAACAAGUUUACAGAUGAGAAUAGAAAUUUCAAUGAAUCAUUUGCAAAUGAUGCACAAGGAUUGCUAAGCUUGUACGAAGCAUCUCAAAUGAGGAUGCAUGGAGAAGAUAUACUUGAACGAGGCUUUGGUUUCAGCACCACGAGUUUAAAGGCAGCCAUUGCAAGCCAUGUCGAGGAUGGGUUUGCAACCCAAGUGAGGCAUGCAUUGAAAUGGCCUUUAAUGAAAGCCAUUCCAAGGUUUGGUAUAAGACAUUACAUAUCUUUCUAUGAGACUGAUCCAUUGCACCACCCUGUUCUGCUCUCCUUCGCCAAGCUUGAUUUUGGAGUCUUGCAAAGGCUUUACAACAAAGAACUUCGUGAAAUCUCAAGGUGGUGGAAAGACCUGAAGUUGGUGGAGAAGCUAUCUUUUGCAAGGGAUAGAUGCGUGGAGUGUUAUAUUUGGGCAAUGGCRAUAUGCUUUGAGCCUAAGUACUCUCUUGCUCGAAUAAUCACAUCCAAAAUUAUCAUGAUGCAAUCAAUUUUAGAUGACAUAUACGACGCAUAUGGCACAUUUGAAGAACUCCAACUCUUCACUCGAGCAAUUGAAAGGUGGAAUGUUAAAUGCAUUGACGAACUUCCAGACUACAUGAAAGUGUAUUAUGAAGCUCUAAUGGACAUUUACAGAGGAAUUGAGCAAGAUAUUAGCAAGGAUCACAUUCCCGAUGCUAUUCAUUAUGCAAAAGAAGCUAUGAAAAAGCAGGCUAGAUACUUAUUUACCGAAGCUAAAUGGUAUCAUGAUGGCUAUAUACCUACAAUAGAGGAGUAUUUGAGAGUUGCAAGAGUUACUUGCUACCAUUUGAUUCCUCCCACUUCACUUAUUGGCAUGGGAGAUGCUGCUACCAAGGAGGCGUUUGAAUGGAUUGCAAGUGACCCGAAAUUACUUAUAGCUUCGGGAGUCAUUGGCAGAAUCAUGAAUGAUAUUACUUCCCACAAGUUCGAACAAGAAAGAGGACAUGUUGCUUCUGCCAUUGAAUGCUAUAUGACACAAUAUGGUGUAACAGAGAAAGAGGCUGUAGAAGAAUUAGAACAGCAAAUUACAGAUGCUUGGAAGGACAUAAUUGAGGACUACGUCCAAUCGCCUCAUGUUCCAAACACCAUUCUCACGCGUGUUAUAAACGUAGCUCGCGUCUUAGAUCUCUUUUAUAAAGAUCAAGAUGGAUUCACAUUUUCAAAUGGGGAAAUCAAACUUUUCAUCACAUCUUUGCUCAUCGAUCGAAUGCCAAUUUGAAUUUAAUACUUUUCUAGAUCUCUAUGUAUGGAAGGAUAUGGACUAAGUAUAAUAAUGGAAAAAGUGAAGUACUAUACUCGAGACUUCUUGCAAGUUUAAAUAUGUUGGGAUGUAUACCCUAAAACUUGUAAUUCUAU